AUGGCACGUUGCAAACUUUUGUCCCCAGUUAUGUUCAUCCUCCACUUGUUGUUGAUCCUCGUCUUCUCGGAUCUCACUUUUGGUGCUCCUGCCGGGGGCGAAAUUGGCAAAGGGAGGCACGUUGAGCAACCUCCUACCAGAAACCACGGUUCAGGUCCUAUCGACCAAUGGCGAACCAUCAUCGAUCUUCUCAAGAAGAUUGGUAAGCGACGACAGCAUCCCCGUGGCGUUGCAACCCUUGAGCUUGUUCGUACUCGUGUCCCAGCUCCUACCGAUCCUCCUACCCUCGUUUUUCUCCCUGCUCCUGUCAGCACCUUGGUUCCUGCUCCAGUUGACCCCCCAAGCAACGCUCCUCUCGUCAAACGAGCCGAGAAAGAGCGUGCCAUCGAGAUCUUGGCCAACUGUGAAAAACGAGGGAUCGACAUUUAUGGAAGCAUUCCUGGAGAUGCCCAACGAGUCCCCGCCAACGACCCAUCUGUCCCAUUCAAACGCCAUGACGGCAUGGUGUUUGAGAACAUGACGUUUGUCCACACCUUCUCGGCCGACUCGGACGCUUCUCUCUGGGCAACUGCUCAGGUCUUGGUCAGUCAACAUCCAGAACUCGUCAACGGAACUGAAGCCUACCAGAAAGCCCUCUUGAAAAGAGUUGUCAGGGCGGACCCCGGUAUCCAGGUAACUGUCCGUCGUCCUCCACCUCAGUUCCUGGGUUUCGACAGUGACCGAAUCGGCAUUGGCAUGUGGGAAGGUGGUAAAAAUGAUUGGACCACAAACCCAAGACCCUGUCAAGGAAAAGGUUGGUGGGUUGACCCCGUCGAACACGGUGUCACAUACGUGGCCACUCUCCCGACCUACUCUGUAGGAGUUAGUUUCCGUGCUCUUGGAGGCUACGAUCGUGAAAGUCUUGAUUUUCGAACUCACUCUGGAAGCAACACCGACUGCCGAAAGCUUCUCUACUCAGCUGGAGAACGUACCCCGGCCAGUUGCUGGCGUCAUGGCCAAACGGCUGUCAAAUGUUUUAUCCUGUUGCAGAACCCGAACUUCAAGGCUCCCUCGCAGACUUGA
Molecule: messenger RNA, 1062 nt
Organism: Orbilia oligospora ATCC 24927
Lineage: Eukaryota; Fungi; Ascomycota; Orbiliomycetes; Orbiliales; Orbiliaceae
Exons: 2
Coding region: 1-1062 (353 amino acids)
Source: RefSeq, a predicted model, not a curated record